AUGUCCCGUCGUCGAAGGGCGCACCAGUGGUGGCAACUGGCUUCUCGGCGCAGUUGGCCGCCACCGGCCUCAGUGGGCCCCAGGGCCUCGUCCUCGACUCCAAGGGAGGGUGCGCUGCUGGUCGUGGAACAAGGAAAGGGCAUCAAGCGUCUGACGCUGUCUGACAACGGGGGCUCGUGUCUGACUGUAGCCCAGACGACGACUUUAGUCCAAAACACGGAUCUCACCCACAGCAUUGAACUCUCGCAAGAUGGAAAGACGCUGUUCGCAUCCAUCAGUAACGAGGUCUUUAGCUGGGCGUACGAUGUUGACACGGCCUCGGUCAGCAGCCAGAGGACCAUCAUCCAGAUCAUGACCAACCCGGACCACAUCUCACGCACCCUGCUGCUCUCCCGCAAGCAGCCCGAUCUGCUGCUCGUGUCCCGCGGCAGCGGCGAGAAGAUUGACGAGCUGGCCGCCCACGAGCCCAACGGCAUCUCGCAGAUCCGCGCCUUCAACCUCUCGGCCCUGCCCCAAGGCGCCCACCCCGUCACGGGCGGCAUCUACAGCGUCGAGAACAGCGCCGACCAGCUCUCCCGCUCCCAGACCGACAUCCACCAGGACAACCCUGGCGAGGAGCUCAACUUCCACGGCUACCUCAACGGCACGGCCGAGGACGGCCAGGCCACCAACUACGGCUAUCCCACCUGCUUCGCCCUGUGGAAGACGGACGGCUUCCCCGACCUAGCCAGCGGCAUGCGCGUCGGCAGCCAGUUCGCCCUCGACCCCAAGGACGACGGCGCCUGCGCGAGCAACUACACCUCUCCAUUCCAAUUCUCAGAACUAACCCACCCCCCCUUUCAGGCCCACACUGCGCCGCUCGACAUCAAGUUCAACGCCAACGGCACGCUCGCCUACCUCUCGGUGAUCAGCACCGCCGCCGUCGUCGACGUGCUCACCAACGCGGACACCACCGCCUGCCUGGGCGCGUGCUUCCGCCCCGUCGGCCUGGCUGUUGAUGGCGAUACUGGUCGCGUCUUCAUGACCAGCGACUCAACCGGCGAGAUCUACGCCGUUCAGCGGCUCCCCGGCGCCGGCGGACUAGCGGCGGGCCCGUCUAGCGGUGCCUCGGCUCGGCUCGGGCUGCUGUGGUUUGACGGUGGACUGCUGCCGCUUUUAGGGUGGACGUUGGUCGUGUCGGCUGUGCUGGGCGGGGGCGUCAUGUUUGCGGUGCCUGUUUUUGGCUGA
This is a messenger RNA of Lasiosphaeria miniovina, 1227 nucleotides long. RefSeq lists its product as uncharacterized. The record is from RefSeq and is a predicted model, not a curated record. NCBI's taxonomy places the organism in Eukaryota, Fungi, Ascomycota, Sordariomycetes, Sordariales, Lasiosphaeriaceae. Bases 1 to 1227 code for a protein of 408 amino acids. The transcript is spliced from 5 exons.